CCUACCGACUGUUACCGAUACUUUAUAUUUUUAUCAGUUCUUCAGUUUAUUCUGGUGUUUUGCAAGGAAAAAACCUACCAUUUGAUAGUGAUUUGUACUACUCCGUUGCAGGGCAUUUCCUGUACCACUCGUGUCUAUUAAGAAUGAAAAUUUCAUGAUUUAAUUCAAUUUGUGAUUAUAAUUCGUCUCGAAUAGAAGAACCUGGAUAGUAUUGAAGAUUUACAUAGACUUCUGUACUUACCACCUCACUCCAACAUGAGUGCGAAAAAAUUUCUCCUUUGGUAAAAAAAAACAGUGAUUUAAGACCAAGCCUUCAAAAUGGUAUUUGAGUCUAUUGUGGUUGAUGUCCUGAACAGAUUUCUCGGUGAUUAUGUAGAGAAUUUGAACAGAUCACAGUUAAAAUUAGGAAUAUGGGGCGGGGAUGUUGUUUUGGAGAAUCUGGUACUAAAACAGAAUGCUUUGGAGGAGCUGAACAUUCCUGUGCAAACAGUUUAUGGACAUUUGGGUAAACUUGUCCUCAAAAUACCGUGGAAGAAUCUGUAUGGUGCAUCAGUGGAAGCUACAAUUGAACGACUUUUUUUGAUUGUCAAUCCAUCUGCUGAAGUAAAGUAUGAUGCUGAUAAAGAAGAGAAAAUGGCUCUGUCAGCAAAGCAAGCUGAGCUUAGGAGAGUCGAAGAGGCAAAGAAGAAAGAGGCAGAAAAAGAUCAAAAUAAACUCGACGAGACCUUCGUUGAGAAAUUGGUAACGCAAAUUAUUAAAAAUGUUCAAUUGAAGAUUACCGACAUUCACAUUAGAUACGAAGAUAGCAUAACCAAUCCGAAGACGCCAUUUUCUUUCGGUAUCACCCUCCACAAUCUGUCCGUCCAUACCACCGAUGAGAACUGGAAAAAGGCUGUUAUACAAGAAGCCGUAACAAAAAUCUUUAAGAUUUUAGAUUUAGAAGGUCUGGCGAUAUAUUGGAAUCCAAAAACCGAUUUAUAUUCCAAAUGUGGGCCCCAAGAAAUCAAAUCAAAGUUGGAACAAGAAAUCGCUACGAAAUCAUCAAAACCCAGCUUCUAUAAUUAUGCUCUCGGGCCAAUAAAUGCGACCGCGAAACUCAAACUCAAUCCAAAGCCUGAAGGUGACACCCCUAAGUUUAGCAUCCCCAAAGUGAUUUUGGAUCUUCACAUGGAACAAUUGUCUGUAAAUUUGAACAAAGCACAGUACCAAGAUAUGAUGCUGCUGGCUGACUCGAUGGACAGAAUGAGCAAAGGAGCCCCUUACAGGAAAUACCGUCCAGACCUAAAAUCAUUCAGAGGUCACUAUAAAGAAUGGUGGCAUUUUGCUUAUAAUUGCAUUCUCGAAGAAGAAGUUCGCCGUCGCCGUAGAAACUGGAAAUGGUCUCAUAUGUUAGCUCAUAGGCAGCUGUGUAAGGAUUACGCAUCGGCGUAUCAAAGCAAGUUGAUCAACAAGGGGAAAAUAUCGCCAGAGCAACAGGCUCUAGUGGAAAAAGCCGAAAAACAUUUGGACUUGUUGAAUUUGGUUGUUAUCAGACAGAGGAUUGAAUUAGAGGUGGAGCGUCUUGGUAAACUACAACAGGAAGCGAAGAAAUCUAAAGGCUGGUUCGGUGGGUGGUGGUCCGGUAGCAGCACCAAGGAUGACGAAACUACCGAUGGAACCGCGAUAAUGAAACAAUUCGAGAAGGCGAUGACUUCAGAGGAAAAGGAGAAACUGUUCCGUGCCAUAGAUUACCAGGAGAAUACUGCUCCUCUGCAUCUGCCCGUUGAAUACGUGGCCAUCGAGGGGCGUUUCAAACUUGAUAGAUUACAAGUCGCCGUCAACGACGUGGCCGAGGUUUUGAAGGCGUGUGUCGAUAAUGUUGAGGUCGAUAUGAAGCAACGGCCCAGCGCCAACGCUUUGAGGUUGGACAUACAAAUGCAAAGCUUUAGUGUGACCGGUGUUCAACAAGACGAGUUUCUUCCGAAACUAGUAACAUCGAAGGAAGUCACAAACGAUGUCAAUUUAUUGAAUGUCGUAUUUGAAACUAAUCCCUUGGAUGGGGCUUGUGAUCAACGAGUGAAAGUGUCCGCCAAGCCUCUACAGAUUGUUUACGAUGCCCAAACUGUUAUCGAAAUAGUUAAUGUGUUUAAACCACCCACCGAAUCUACAGCUUUAACUACUUUACAAGCUGUGGCAGAAAACAAACUAUCGGAUUUAAAAGAGAAGUCAACCCUUGGGAUGCAGUAUGCGGUUCAUCAUCACACGUUCAUCGAUUUAGAUAUCGACAUUGCCUCCUCUUAUAUUAUUGUACCGCAGACGGGAAAAUACCAAGGAAAAGAGUCGUGUGUUGUCGUGAAACUUGGUGCUAUAAACGUCAAGUCCGAACCUCGCUCCCAAGCCCUCGACGUACACAAACUGUAUAAAGAAGGAUUGGCCGACGAAGAUAUUCUGCGUGAGAUAACCCAGCACAGCUACGAUAAGAUGGCACUGAAACUAACCGAAAUGCAGAUCGUUAUAGCGACGUCGUCGGAAGAUUGGCAGUCGGCUAUAGCUUCGAACGAAGCGACGUCCCUGCACUUGCUGCAGCCAACGAACUUAGUAAUACAAAUACACAAAUGUCUGAUCACGGACGAUCCGAGAAUGCCGAAGGUCAAAGUCCGGGGUGAACUCGAGAAAAUCGCUAUAAGCGCCUCCGAAGACCGAUUGCUGACACUUUGUGAAAUAUUAGUCAGUAUGCCGUUACCUAAUUCAGAAGAAUCGGCUCAGUUGAAGCCAAGCGACUCGAAAGGAUCAAGUUUGUCCUUACUGAAGUAUUUAGAUCCGGCUGAAAAACAAAAGAGAGACACUGCUCGCUCAAAGGAGCGGAAGAGUGACGAGCAAACUGUACAGUUAACUGAAGUUGAAGCCUUCUUUAUAAUGAAAGAAUUGGUUCUCAGCAUAAACAGGAAACCUACAAACAUAUCUGAAGGCUACGAAAGGUUCCUCGUGUUCUCGUUAAGCCUCUUAGAGCUCACGGCCACUCAGAAAACGUUUACACUCGAGGCUACCGUGAGGCUCGGCGCGUUGGAUAUGAAGCACCACAGGGAGGGGCACAGCGUUAUACCCAUGCUGGAAACGCCCGAUGUGGUUGCUAUGGAAACGGAGGCUAAUGCUGAUAAUGCUUGCGUCGAUAAGGACAAGUACUUGUUCGCCGUCACUUACAGUAAUGUCGACAAAAAGUGUCCAGAAUUUCGCAGUCACUAUGGUUCAGUAGAACAACUGAUCGAGCUUGACUUCACCAACUUACGAGUGUUGCUGCAUCUGCAAGGCUUACAAGAGAUUUUGGUUAUCGUCAAUGAAUACCAGACAAGACUACAAGCCAUACAGAGCACGGUUGAUAGAACAGCCCAUGCCGGACCUCUCGAAACCAUUAUGGAGGAUGAAGAAUUCUCUGCAGCCAAAUCUAAAGUGAACGUUACAAAACCGGCUCGUCGUAAGCAAAUUGAGAGCAUACAGUUGAAAGUGAACGUUAAAAUCGGCGCCAUAGAGAUCGGAUUCGCCACAGACAAGCGUCCCUUGUCCGUGGUGAGACUGCAGGGUGCCACUGCCGGACUAGUCCUAAAGAGUUCAUAUACGGAAGUCGAUUGUGCGAUGGCGUCUAUUAAAGUGGAAGAUCUUAAUCCUGUUACAAUUCAUAAAGAGAUAUUGAAAGUGCUCGGCGGUGAUGUUAUAAAGCUAAAAAUAGUGUUGUACAAUCUGGAGCACUAUCCGACCGUGAGUGACGUGAACAUGUCCGUCGAUGCACAGAUCAAUUGUUUGCGUAUCGUGUUCCUGAAUUGGUACGUCAGUUCUAUGCUGGAAUUCUUGAACAAUUUCCAAACAGCUCAGCAAGCCAUCAUCGACGCGUCGUCGCAGGCCGCGGACGCCGCGAAGGCCAACGUGCAGAGCGCCUACCAGAACUCGACGAAGCUGUCGCUGAAAGUUCGUCUGGCCGCGCCCAUUAUCGUCGUGCCGGAGAACUCGAAGAGCCUAAACGCCAUGCUGAUCGAUCUGGGACGAAUGAACCUUAAUAAUCGGUUCGUCGACUUACCUGUUGCGGAUGUGAGCAAUAAAGUAACAGUGGACGAACUGACUCUUGAACUUGAAGACAUGAAGGUGUCCUGCGUUGAACUAACGGACGAGCACCAAGAGUACAGCUACGAAAGGAAGCUGCUACGACCGACCAGCUUCAAACUCUUCGUCAAACGAAGCCUGUCUUCCUGGUACGAAGCGUUACCCGACUUGGAUAUAUCCGGCAGAAUGAAGACGAUUGCUAUAACCAUAGGCCACAGCGACUAUAAGAGUAUAAUGAAAAUUCUGAACCAAAACCUCCAAGAAGGGCAGAGCAAAGUGGAGGAAACGAAAGUGCCUCCUAAUUUACAGAGGUCAACGUCUAAGCCUGCCGUCAAAACUCAGACGAGCAAAGGGCAAGUGAAGUCCACCACGGCCGUGGUCAACGCGGACGACACAAAGAAACCCAGGACCACCAUCAAGUUUAUGUUCACCAUGGACAGCUUCGUCAUAGAUCUCAUGAACACGACCAGUUCAGCAGACACCAUGUUCACGAAAGACGUGGAGCUGGCCCGUUUCUGCCUCGCGCUACUGUCCGUGAAGGGGCGCAUGUUCUCGGACAGCUCCAUACAUACGUCAGUCUUAUUGGUCGACUGCACGCUGGACGACACGCGGCCUGGGCGCGGCGCCAAGAUCACAAGGUACCUGGAGCGACGAAGAGAAAAACGCGAAAGAUCCGUAGACGAGGACGGAUCGCAGAACGCUAUUAUGGAAGCGCACGAUAAAAUUCGCAGCAUGAUCGACAUAACAUACACUAUGAAGAAUUCCGAUACUUUCAUCGACAUGAGAAUAUUCAGUUUCAAUCUGAUUCUGGCGAUGGACUUUUUGAACAAGAUAGCGGAGUUCAUGACGACGGGGCUCGCCGCGGAGACGCCCGCCGACGCGAAAGAAGAACUUAAACAAGUCAAAACCGCCGACAAAUCUGUGGAGGCUUCCCGCAAGAAAAUAUCAUCAGUAGCUCCAACAACAACAACGGAAACACCGAAGCUAUCGAUGAUGACUGUGAACAUCAAAAUUGAACAACCGGAUAUUAUUUUGGUCGAGUCGCUCGAGCAGAAGAAAUGUGACGCUCUAGUUUUGAAUAUGGAAGCUCGGUUUAAGCUUCGACAAAGCUCCGAGCGUAUGGUCGCGGAAGGCGGUAUCUCCGGCCUGCAGAUGGUCAUUAGGACCAUCGGACAGGAAGACCGACCGUCGACGCCGCGGUACCUGUUAGCUCCGACCCAUCUCUCGCUGGCGCUGUCGCAGCCUCCGGAUAGCGGGAUGCACGUGGAUCUGUCCGUCACCGAUAUUAAAAUCACCGUUUCACCAGAUAUCAUAGCGCUGCUGAAUCGAGUAUUAGCAACGAUGACAAGUCGAGAGGAGGACAACGGGGAACAAGAGCUCAAAGCCAUCAUCUAUCACAACCUCUGGGAUAUACAGCCUCUGAAACCGAACGCGCAUUGGUAUUUAAAAACUGAGGUAGCCCAAGAGGCUAUCAACCUCGAAGAGCAAUGCCCCGAAGUGACGACGAAGCCGCCCGUCGGGGAGAUAUGCUUGCUGUCCAGUCCGUCCAUCAUAGUUUCGUUAGAGAUGGACAUCGGCAAUGAAACCAUCCCCGUCCUAGUGAUGCAAGCCUCGCUCAGCGGACAAGUUAAGGAUUGGAGUUCGGAUCUCUACCUGGAGUCGACGUGGGCCAUGCAGGUCUCGUACUACAACAUGGGCCGCGCGGUCUGGGAGCCGCUCAUCGAGCCCGUCGAAGUCAUGAAAGAUUACCAGUACAAGCAUAUUCCGUGGGAACUUAAAAUGGAGGUGAUGAUGCGACCACAAGAACAGCUGCAGAUCGACACGGGAGACGAGGCUGCAAACUUCAAAGCCAUCGCUCAGAGACAAGCGAAUAAAAUCGUCACGAUAUCGAGCGUCGAACCUUUGGAAAUUACUAUCACUAGAACCGGAAUGGAGGUUCUGUCCCAACUUGGCAACUCAUUCUCUGCAGCCAUUGCAGAUACAUCUGACUCUUCUGUUGUAUCGAAAUCAAAGUCUGAUGACCAAAUGGCGAAGAAGAAAUUCUAUGGUGCCCCGUACGUUUUGCACAAUUGUACCGGCCUGACCGCCAGGCUAAUGUUACAAGACAACCACGACUUCUCCGUAUUCAUCGUCGAAGACAAAAGCGUUUCUGACUACAGGGAAGUCGUUUUGGAGUCGGGGGCGUGCGUACCGCUUCAGUUGAAGCAUGGCGGUCUGAAUAUGAUGAAACUUAACGAACCCCCACCGCCCCUGAAGUUAAAUGUUAAGAUUGUGGAAAUAGACGAAGACCUUCAGAUUCCUGUCGAGCGUGCCGACAAAAGGUACUUCACUCUGGGCCGGAAACUCACCAGCGGCACUAUGGAGAGGAACGUGCCUCAUGUAGCAGCCGCCGAGCCGCGGGGACUCAUCUCGGACGUGGUCAUGCAAGAUGCAGCCUUGCACAUCUAUCUGCGCAGUGUCGUGCAAGUAACAAACACAUUAUCCGUCAAUGUAUCGGUAUACUACAUGACAUUGAGCGGAAACGAAGUCAGAUUGUUAGGGGAAGUCCCGCCCGGCGAAAUACUAAGGCUUCCGCUGCAAGCCGUGCACACACCAACCGCAGAAAUAUUUUUCUCCGUCGAAGGUUUCACCGUGUCGGUAUCGCCCUUCGUCUGGCGCGAGCUGCAACAAGAAGUCAGGAUCGCUAAACUACUUCAGUGCAACUCGAAAGAUAAAGCUAGCGGUGAAAAGUUCUAUAUCAAAGCCAUAGGGACCAUGGAGCAAGUGUUCUACGAGCACUCGAACCGUCACACGUUCGCGUCGUCUUGCUACGACAUCGUCCUGAAGCCGGCGGUCAAGCUACAGAACUGUCUGCCGGUCGACAUCGUCGUGUCCCAGCUGGGCCUCAAGCGCACGCAGACCUUCAAGCCGGGUGAAAUGUUCCACUUGUCGCACUUGGCGCCGAAUAAAGCAUCGAUCGUUAUUAUGAUACAAAACUAUUUGGAGAAGUGCUGGGUGUGUACUAAAAAUCUCCCCGAGGCCGAGAUGGAGUUGUCGGUGUGGUCGUUCGAGUCGCACGACAGUCCGUCCGUGAUGACGCUCGAGCUGGGCAUGUGCAGCGCCGACACGGACGGCACGCAGAUGCUCUCCCUGUACUGCCCCUUCUGGAUGCUCAACAAGACCGGCUUCACUCUGUGCUAUAGAAUAAAACAAUCACGUUGCAGUAAAUUUAUUAGACGUCGCACAUCUUGUUUGCCGAACGUCGACGAAACUGGAAAUGUGAUCUUUCAUCCGAAAGACUACAAGGAACCGAUACUAUUCUCGUUCCGGGCGAAGAACUUCUUCGGCAAGAAAAAAGCUGCGAUCAGAGUUGAAUUCGGUGAAUGGUCCGAUAAGUUCUCGCUCGAUGUACCCGGCAGUUCCGGUGUCGUCAUAUGUAAACACGAAGGAAGGACUUAUCAAGUUGCGGUCACUAAUCAGUUGACGUACAACAGCCUCACUAAGAUGGUUAUAUUCACUCCGUACUUCCUGAUCAUCAACGAAGCGCCGCUCGCUAUCCAGUACCAAGAGCUGCACAGGUCAGGAGACCCGUGGAAAGAGGUGGAACAGAACUCCAGUGCUCCGUUGUGGCCGGUGGUCGAGAAAGAAGACAAACUUCUCUUAUUGAGAGUGGCUGGUUCUACGGAACACGCGGCACCCUUCCUCUACACAGAACAGAAUAGCGUUUGUUUGAAAUUGAAAAAUGAGUAUGGCGGCCUACACGUCGAAGUUCAGUUGAGCGAGGGAGGCACGUACAUAACGAUACGCCAGUACCGGGACGGGCACGCGCCCGCGCUGCUCGUCAACUACUCGCCGCACGCGAUCACCGUGUACGAGAAAGAAAACGUUAAUAGUGUGCAAAUUCCGUCCAUGCACAAAAUGUUUUACACUUGGGACAACCCAGCCGGACCGCGCGUCCUUAUAUUCGAAGGGCACAAACGAAAGGAAGUCGAAAACGAUCUUAGAAAAGAUGGCAUCGGUGAUUUCAUGAUCACCGAAACGUGCCGCGUCUCGUGGGUGUCGUUCCUGGACGGCCUCCAGCGCGUGAUCCUGUUCACCGACGACCCGAUACUGGCGAGCGGUGCCUACUCCAUCGGGGAAGUGGAGGCCAUCGACAUGGAGAUCGUGCUGUCCAUGCAGGGGAUGGGCCUCUCGCUCGUCAACGAUCACGAAAUGCUCGAGCUCCUCUAUAUCAGCAUAUCCAAUUCAGGAAUCGUAUGGGAGCAAUGUAAGAUCGGUGCCCGUCGCUACAAGAAGAUAGAGGGACAGAAAGUGGUUCAAUUCGAAGAGGCGUACCAGAGGUACUUGGUCGAGAAGAUGGUCAGCGACGAACCCACUCAGAAAGCUAUUGUGCAGAUCGAUGAAAAAACAGAGGUGAACUUCGAGGAGAUGCGCAUCCUGAAGCCGACGCCGCGUCUGCUGCGCCGCACGCUGGAGGCGGGGCUGUGGGCGUCGUACAGUCUGUCGGCACACUCGCGCCGCCUGCACGCGCGCCUGCACCGCCUGCAGCUCGACCAGCAGUUGCCGCUGCCCACCUUCCCCGUGGUGCUGGCGCCCGUGCCGCCGCCCAGAUCCGUCGCCAACGACGACCCCAACGGUAUGAAACCGUUCAUUGAAGUAUCUAUAGUAGAGCGGAUCAUGGAGCACAGCAAAGUACGCCAGUACAAAUAUUACAAGAUGCUAAUACAAGAGUUCCACGUGAAAGUCGACAUGGGACUCAUCAAUGGUCUCAUGGCGAUGUUCCCGCAACAAAUACCCACCGAACAGGAAGCGUUGGAAGCUUUUAGACUUGAUUUAGAGAAAGCUGGACAACCACUAGAAGCUCUGGCAGCUUUAGGGGCUGCGUCUGAUCAAAAGAACUUCUAUGACAACUUGCACUUAUCGCCACUCAAGGUCCACGUGUCAUUCUCCCUCGGAGGGGCGACUCAGCUGCCCACAUUCGUCGGCACGCUGCUGCAGAGUAUCGGCGUAACUUUAACAGACAUGAACGAUGUUGUCUUUAAAUUAUCUUAUUACGAGCGCAACUACGAAUUCUUAUCGCAAAAGGAAUUGAUAGGUCAAGUGCAAAGCCAUUACACGGGUCAAGCUCUGAAACAACUAUACGUGCUGGUGCUCGGCUUGGAUGUUAUCGGGAAUCCGUACGGCCUGGUCGUCGGCUUAAAGAAGGGAGUUGAGGAUCUCUUCUACGAACCAUUCCAGGGCGCUAUCCAGGGUCCGGGCGAGUUCGCGGAGGGACUAUUCCUCGGCGUGCGCUCCCUCGUCGGACACACGGUGGGCGGCGCGGCGGGCGCCGUCUCCCGCAUCACGGGCGCCAUGGGACACGGGCUCGCCGCGCUCUCGCUCGACAAGGACUACCAGCGACGCCGCCGCGACAACAUUAACAAGCCGCCGGCCAAUCUUCAGGAGGGACUCGCCCGAAGCGGCAAGGGUCUAGUUAUGGGCUUUGUGGACGGCGUCAGCGGUGUAGUGGUCCGCCCGAUACAAGGAGCUCACGAAAGCGGCGCCGGCGGCUUCAUGAAGGGCCUGGGUCGCGGCGCGCUCGGCCUAGUCGUGCGGCCGGUGGGCGGACUCGUCGACUUUACAUCGAGCUUAUUAACGUCCGUCAAAAGGGCGGCCGAUAUGUCUGAAGAGGUGACCAAACGCCGUGCCGCCAGGUACCUGCCUCCCGAUACCGGAGUGAGGCCUUACUCGAGAUCUCAGGCCGAAGGUUAUAAAAUGUUGUUCGAACUCGAGAAGGGUAAAUACGUGACUACGGACACGUACGAGGCUCACGUGUGGGUGAUCCCAGCCAAGGAGGUGGUGGUCUGCACCGACAAAAGAAUUUUGUAUUUGGAGAAGAAUAACGUGUUCGGGGGUUGGCAGAUCGUCUGGACUUACCUAUGGACCGAACUGCCCGAAGUGCCGUCGCCUGUCAACAAGGGCGUUUACAUUCCCACAGCCAAGAAGAAAGUACUCGGAAUGUUCUCGAGUUCCGGCUCGGGGAAAGUUAUACUACUUUUUGACGAACAACAGAAGAAAUACUUGCUGACUCAGUGUCAACGGCUCAUGAGCUCGGCCCGUUGACUAGAGGCCGUAGGGAGGUUUUCCGCAGCCGACGCGUUGCGGGAGAUCUUUCUACUUUUAUUCGAUUUCCGCACAGCGUUGUUCACUGUCGCUUACCACUUUAACGUGCACCAUUACGGGCCCAAAAGCUUCAAUUAAAGCUUGCACCAGAUCGAUAUAUCCAUAUCGACGCUUGAAAGGCAAACGUGACUAAGCGACAAUAACUGCUUUGUACAUAAAUGAUAGGCAAUGAACAUAUUCGAUGCGCAAAAAA
Bombyx mandarina (wild silkworm) is the source of this 10405-nucleotide messenger RNA. It is a transcript of the gene Vps13, whose product is annotated as vacuolar protein sorting 13C. The record is from RefSeq and is a predicted model, not a curated record. NCBI's taxonomy places the organism in Eukaryota, Metazoa, Arthropoda, Insecta, Lepidoptera, Bombycidae. Gene Ontology annotation, biological process: protein targeting to vacuole; protein retention in Golgi apparatus.